UCCCCGGCCACGUGACCGGCGGGCACGUGACGGCCCUCAGGCGGCGGMGGCCGUGAUGGCGACCUACGUGAGCGAGCUGGAGGCGGCCAAGAAGAGCCUCAGCGAGGCGCUGGGCGAGAACGUGAAGCAGUACUGGGCCAACCUGAAGCUCUGGUUCAAGCAGAAGAUCAGCAAGGAGGAGUUUGACCUGGAAGCGCGCAGGCUUCUCACGCAAGACAAUGUCCACUCUCACAAUGAUUUCCUCCUGGCUAUUCUCACCCGAUGCCAGAUMUUGGUUUCUGCCCCAGAAGGUGCUGGAUCUCUACCAUGGCCAGGUGGCUCUGCAACUAAACCUGGAAAACCCAAAGGCAAGAAAAAGAUUUCUUCGGUUCGACAAAAAUUUGAUCACCGGUUCCAGCCUCAGAAUCCCCUGUCAGGAGCCCAGCAGUUUGUGGCAAAGGAUCCUCAGGAGGAUGAUGAUUUGAAGCUGUGCUCUCACACCAUGAUGCUCCCAACUCGUGGCCAGCUGGAAGGAAGGAUGAUCGUAACCGCGUACGAGCACGGGCUGGACAAUGUCACCGAGGAGGCAGUGACAGCCGUUGUUUAUGCUGUGGAGAACCAUCUCAAGGACAUUCUGACCUCUGUGAUAUCCAGGAGGAAAGCCUAUCGUCUGAGGGAUGGCCAUUUCAAGUAUGCCUUUGGAAGCAAUGUCAACCCUCAGCCAUAUCUGAAGAACAGUGUUGUUGCUUAUAACAACUUAAUUGAGUGCCCCCCAAGCAGCGCGACGCCCUCGGCGGGUCAGAGCCUGGCCCCUCCACCCGCUCCUGAUGAUGCUGAGCAGCAGGCAGCCCUGCUCCUGGCCUGCUCUGGGGACACCCUGCCAGCAUCCCUGCCUCCAGUCAACAUGUACGACCUCUUUGAGGCAUUGCAGGUACACAAAGAAGUUAUCCCUGCACACACAGUCUAUGCCCUAAACAUUGAGAGGAUUGUCAUGAAACUGUGGCAUCCAAACCACGAGGAGCUACAGCAGGACAAGAUCCAUCGGCAGCGCCUGGCAUCAAAGGAGGGCCUCCUGCUCUGCUAGAGCUGGGCAGCCCUGCCACCUCAGGUGGCUCCAGCCUGUUCCUGGGACUUGUCGUUGGGAUGCUCCUUACAAACCUGUGUCAGCAUCUCAAGGGUGAUGUAAUUUAUGAGUCAGCUUUUCCUAUGGAAAUGUGACUGAGUUGUGGGACACUUCCUCUGCUUCCCCAGAGCCAUGUGCCAUGGAGUACUUACAGCAAUGCCACUGAAUUGGAAAGAAGAAACGAGACAUUCACAAAGACUGGUUUAUAGGAAAAAUAAAUAUGGGAGUGGAAAAGAGUUGGUUUUAAAUAAGGUGAGCUUUUGUCUUCUUUUGUGAGCAUGGCGAAUAUGCCUCCUUGCCCUCCCCCUCAGGCAGUUUCCCUCCUGAGCUCAGACUCCAGAGGCCUUGUCCAGUUUCUGUUGCAGCUGGUGGGAUCCUUUUCAUUAACUGGUUACAGGGUGAGCUCUUGUCAAGACAAGCAAUUCUGUAAGCUGACGUUGUUCCUCUUCUACCAGGGGAACUUCUGAUUAGAAACUCUGACAAAACAAAGCAAAAAGGCARUUAUCUUGGUGUUGGAGACUCCUUGGAUUUGCAGCAUGAACAAAYCUCUCAUAUCACUUCCUUGUAAAAUAUGCAUUGAAAUUUGCAUCCUUGUAUUACUUCAUUAUAAAAUUAUGCAGCCGCACCUCUCCACAUGGGAGAUGUGCAGAUCACUGUCUAAAAGGAGAAAUUCUUCCUGCUGGGUUUCAUGUGCUCUCCUAUCUUCCUGAGUCAGCUGUGGGAAUGAGCUUAUAACAUGAGAAUUCUAUUGAAGUGUCUUAAUUACUGCAUGAUCUGGUUUUGACCUCRCAAUAUAGAGGUACCUGCUGAA
This is a messenger RNA of Malurus melanocephalus (red-backed fairy wren), 1913 nucleotides long. RefSeq names its product transcriptional adaptor 1 (gene TADA1). Gene Ontology annotation, biological process: regulation of transcription by RNA polymerase II. The transcript has 8 exons. Gene Ontology annotation, cellular component: SAGA complex. Bases 56 to 1063 code for a protein of 335 amino acids. Gene Ontology annotation, molecular function: transcription coactivator activity. Lineage: Eukaryota; Metazoa; Chordata; Aves; Passeriformes; Maluridae. The record is from RefSeq and is a predicted model, not a curated record.